Molecule: messenger RNA, 3780 nt
Organism: Pediculus humanus corporis (human body louse)
Lineage: Eukaryota; Metazoa; Arthropoda; Insecta; Psocodea; Pediculidae
Exons: 8
Coding region: 1-3780 (1259 amino acids)
Source: RefSeq, a predicted model, not a curated record
AUGCAUUCUAUAUUGGAAAAUGAUGGAAUCCUCAGCGAUCCCUAUGAGGUUCUCUGUUGCAUGAGCACACUUAUAAUCGAGGGAAGAAUUCCCAAAGUGACAUACGAUUCUUCAAAUUCAUGCGAAACUGCCACAAAAUUGAUAAAACCGUACAAUGAAGGACCCCACUGUCCAAAUCACAUAAAACUAUAUUCGAAGGACACGCAUAAAUGUACAGAAAACAACAUUCUUUGCAUUCGUUACAAUAAUCUUAGGCAACAUUUGCAAUACCUUCAUUGCACGUCGCCAUCCAUAGCCGUAGAAGUUUCACUCGGACCCGAUUGUCUUUGCGGAGAAUUAAGGAGUCAAUCGACAUUGGUAUCCACUCAACCAUCCAAACGAGAUGCAACAUUAGAACAAUGGAUAAUAACGAUAGAAUCAAAACAGUGUCAAGAACCAUUAUCUCCGAUGACGGUUUCAAGUGUUUAUCAAGCAGUAAGAUCCCUUCUUCAUUUUUCACAAUUAACAGCAUGGUACAUGAGCACAAACGGUACGAAACCCGCUCACAUAAUAUACAGGGUCGUGUCUUUAGAUGAUGCCACUUAUAUUGCUGAUGACAAUUUUAUCAGUCACAAUUUGCCAAUUGUAGACAUCAAUAAAAACGUGUCACUCAAGAUCUCAUUAAAAACGUUGCCUCGCAGAGAGAAAAUCCCAAUCGUAUGUUGUCCCCAGCAUUCGGAUUCUUCCACGGAUUCAUCCCCUUUGGAAUCAUCUUCCCUCGAAGAACAUUCAAAAGAGAAAAAUUGUUCGAGUUCGAAACCCGUACACUUGAGCCUGAGCGCGGAAACCAAACCGGAAAUAUUAAACACGACGUUACCAUUGAAAUUUCAAGGAGUUAGAAAAAAAACGAAUGAAGCACAGGAGAGAAAACGGAAAAAACACAUAAAUUUAUAUAGCGCACCAUCUCCGAUAAGUUUAGACGAACACUCGGAAAUAGAAAUACUCGAUGGAAUGCCCGUCGAAAUAAAAAAAGUGACCUCGUUGGAAGAAUCAAAUAUUUUAAGCAAUAAAAGAACCAUGUUUUCGGAUAAAUCAAUGAAUGGUUAUCUGGGAGAAACAUCCGAAGCGGAUAUAAAAAAAUCAAAACCGUCAAAAUUGUUGGGAAAUUUUACGAAAUUGAUGGAACCCGAUCGUGAAAAUUUUGAAAAAUUCGACACGUUCACGAGCAAUUAUUUCGAACAGCAACUCGUUAAUAAUCAUCCUCAAUUAGAUUUAAAAUUCGGUUUAAAUAGUUUAAGUGAUUCUAAAAUGAAUAGUGAUUUUCGGACGAAAAGCAAAAUGAAAAGUAGCAACAACAGCAACAGCAACAGCAACUGUGAAUCGGCAUUAGAUAAAGUAAACACGGUCGAUAAUAAAUCCGUAAUGGAUAUUUUAGAUGAUCGGAUGCAGAUAUCGUGUGCCAUUUCCGGUAAGCAUCACUGCAAGUGGGAUUGCGACGAAGAAAACGAUUUAACCACUCCGGGUGAAAAUGUGGAAAAACCGAAAAGGAGGAGAUCGUUGAGCAGAGUCAAACCAUCGGAAGUUGUAGACGAUUUGAGAUUGGGAAAUUCCGAUUCCGAAAAAGUGCUUCACGGUAAAUUUAAAGAAGUCGAAACUUGUUCAACGGAUUUUUGCACACCUUUAAAUGAAAACGAAGAAGGAGAAGAAGAAGAAGAAGCAGAAGCAGAAGAAGGAGGAGGAGGAGAAGGAGCGAUUGAUACGGAUGAAAAAUCAUUGCUCACUACAAAUUUUCCGGAAAAAUUACAAAAAUCAUUUCCCGAAAACAAACAAAAUCCAAUCGUUAAUUUUAACAAUCCGAUACAAAUCCCCGAAGAAAAAGAAUCUACAAAUUUUUUAUUAAAUUGUUUGAUAAAGUCGGAAGAAGAAAAUGGAGAACAAGUGGAUAAUAAAAAACCGAGCACUUCGUCACCUCGAAAGGAAAAAGAAGAAAUACCUUUGUCGCCAUCUUCGAAAUGGAUUCGAAGAGAAAGUUUCGAAUCUUUUAGAAAAGGUUGCGACAUGGCUCGAGAUAGAUAUUCGGAUUACAGUACGGAUUCUGAUGAUGAAUUUUCAGACAAUCAUUCGGAAACGUUAAAUCCUUUUCUCGCGGCUAUAAUAAGAACAUCAAAAAGAUCAUCAUCAUUAUCAACAUCAUCAUCAUCAUCAUCAUCCAAAACGUUUAAAAUGGAAUCGAAAUCAAAAUCGAGUCAAAAUUCAUGUGAUAAUAGUUUAGAAAAUAAAUUUAUAAAUAAACGGGAAGAUGUAAAUUUAGAAAAAGCUCCCACGAAUAGUAGUAAUAGUAAUAAUAAUAAUAAUAAUAAUAACAAUAGUAACGGCAACAAUAAUAAUAAUAAUAAUAAUAUUAAUUCGAAUAAGGAUUCAUCUGCCGGUACGAAAAAAUUAAAAGAUCCUUUUAAAAGUUAUUUAGCGUAUAAAAGUAAAAUUGAUAUGAAAACCAAAGGUGAUAAAUGCAAUAAAAUGCAUUUGAACAAAAGUUUGACGGAGGAGGGACGUGGAGUAGGAGGAGGAGGAGGAGGAGGAGGAUGCAUUUCCAGAGACUGUAAAAAUUAUUUAGAUCUCAGAUUUCACAGGAAGAAACCGAGCGCGGUCAAAGAAUUAUACGCUUCCGGUUCUUCUUCUAAAUCCAACGAAGAUUCGAAUUAUCCCAAAUUUACUCAAGGGAAUUUAUCCGGUUUGAAAUCGAUUUGUAAGAAACUGGAUUUGAAACAGGAAGGGAAAAUGAUCGAUUUAAUUGAUAAAAGCAAUAAAUGCAAUAAUAUAAGUUCCAAUAAUAAAACCAUUCCAGUACCUUCUGCCCAUGACAAAUUGAAAUUCAGACGUUCAUUGGAUUCGGCUGCUCAACUUGUUUUCCACCGUUGUUCCGGUCUUCCUCUCACAUCGUCUCCAGCUCCAGUGAGGAGAAAUAAUAAUAGUUUUUCAUUCGAUUCCUCGUUGAAUUCCGUAUCUGCGAUUAAAAGCGCUUUGUUCGAACCCGCAAAUUCUCUCAGUUCGGAAGAUGAAAAUGAAUCGGAAGGAAGUUUAAAAAGUCCCGCGAGUCCAGGGGCUUGGUCGGUUGUUUCCAAACAAAUAAACUACCUCAGUCUUUCACCUUUGCCAUUAUUAGGUUCCUUCGAAGAAAGUGUUUUGAAUGGCAGGUUGGAGCCCGUAUCGACCGUUCAAGGUUUUACGGCUGAAUUAGGUGCAAGCGGAACGUUUUGCCCGCGACAUUUGCACCUUCCCGUUACCGUUUUCUUUUACACUUUAGGAGAUAACGAUAAAGUUUCCGCACCUUAUUUGGGCCACAUAAAUUUGGGGAAAAAAGGAUACAACGUUCCGCGUUCGGGAACGAUUCAAGUGACUUUGUUCAAUCCGCUAAGAACUGUCGUGAAAAUGUUUGUCGUCGUCUACGAUCUCACCGACAUGCCGGCAAAUUCUCAUACGUUUCUAAGACAGAGAACGCUUUACGUACCUACAAAUCAAAAAUCCUCCGCCUCCUCCUCCUCCUCAGGUUACGUCAAAGGAAAAGAAACACCGUUCGAACAAGAGGAUUAUCACAAAUAUCUCAGGUAUCUCAUACACUUGAGAUUCGUGAGCGGUAAAACGGGAAGAAUAUACCUUCACACGGAUAUAAGAAUGGUGAUAUUUCGAAAAGCAGACGAAGACACGGCGACGGCACUCGGAAAACAAGCAGAUGGAGAAACAUACGAGUUAAGAUCUCACACUCACGGACCCAUAAAUCCAAAAUUUUCUCCCAGAAAAUAA